This is a messenger RNA of Toxotes jaculatrix (banded archerfish), 538 nucleotides long. It is a transcript of the gene pla2g10, whose product is annotated as phospholipase A2 group X. Gene Ontology annotation, biological process: arachidonate secretion; phospholipid metabolic process; lipid catabolic process. The record is from RefSeq and is a predicted model, not a curated record. NCBI's taxonomy places the organism in Eukaryota, Metazoa, Chordata, Actinopteri, Toxotidae. The transcript is spliced from 4 exons. Gene Ontology annotation, molecular function: phospholipid binding; calcium ion binding. Bases 56 to 517 code for a protein of 153 amino acids.
CUCAGACUGGAAGUGAACAACACUUGGUGUGGAGCUGGGCUGCCUGUUGCAUGCCAUGCCUGCGUUUUACCGGAUACUUCUCCUGUUAUCUGUGGCCAUGGCCUCUGUGGCAGCACGCAGAUCCCAGAGGACAAAAAGAGGGUUACUCGAGCUGGCCGGAGCCAUCAAAUGCAGCACAGGGAGAUCUGCCUUGGCUUACAUGAUAUACGGAUGCUACUGUGGCCUGGGUGGUCAAGGCUGGCCCAGAGACAGGGCGGACUGGUGUUGCCACAGGCAUGAUUGCUGUUAUGGAGAUGCAGAACUUCUUGGCUGCCAUACCAAAACAGACCGGUAUCUGUGGACUUGUGAGGAUAAGACAGCUGAGUGCGAUGAUUUGAAGGACAAAUGUGAAAAGCUGCUGUGCAAGUGUGACAGAGACGCGGCCAAAUGUUUGAGAAAAGCACCUUUCAUCCGAAAAUAUGCCCUAUGGCCAGAUUUUCUAUGUGGCUACGAACAACCAACGUGUAAUAUUUACUGAAACAAUAAAUGCAUCUCCAUG